AAUUAACCCUAUCUGACAAAACCAUGAAGGGUGAAGCAUUCCGAAAAUUUACUGAAGUUGCCUCAAUUACAAAUGCAGGACAAGUAUCGUUCAUCAACUGUAGUCUAACAAGUGAAAAACUGAAAGUAUUUAGGCAGGGAGCUGCUGACCGUGGCUUAAAAAUUAAUACUUUGUACAUAGCAGACAAGAUCAUGGAGCCAAACGCAUUUCAUGAAUUCGCUCAAGUUUCUUCAACUGUUGAAGCAGGCAAAGUGUGGUUUGAUGUCUGUAAUCUGACAAGUGAAAAACUGAAUGAAUUUGCACAAGGAGCAACUGAUAUUUCUUUGAAAAUUGAUUAUUUAACCCUAUCUGACAAUACCAUGAAGUGCGAAGCAUUCCACAAAUUUGCUGAAGUUGCCUCAAUUACAAAUGCAGAAAAAGUUUUGUUCACCAACUGUAGUUUAACAAGUGAAAAACUGAAAGUAUUUAGGCAGGGAGCUGCUGACUGUGGCUUAAAAAUCAAUACUUUGUACAUAGCAGACAAGAUCAUGGAGCCAAACGCAUUUCAUGAAUUUGCUCAAGUUUCUUCAACUGUUGAAGCAGGAUCAGUGCAGUUUGAUGUCUGUAAUCUAACAAGUGAAAAACUGAAUGAAUUUGCACAAGGAGCAACUGAUAUUUCUUUGAAAAUUGAUUAUUUAACCCUAUCUGACAAUACCAUGAAGUGCGAAGCAUUCCACAAAUUUGCUGAAGUUGCCUCAAUUACAAAUGCAGAAAAAGUUUUGUUCACCAACUGUAGUUUAACAAGUGAAAAACUGAAAGUAUUUAGGCAGGGAGCUGCUGACUGUGGCUUAAAAAUCAAUUUUUUGUACCUAGCAGACAAGAUCAUGGAGCCAAAAGCAUUUCAUGAAUUCGCUCAAGUUGCCUCGACUGUUGAAGCAGGAAAAGUGCAGUUUGAUGUUUGUAAUCUGACAAGUGAAAAACUGAAUGCAUUUGCACAAGGAGCAACUGAUUUUGGUUUGAAAUUCGAUACGUUAACCCUAUCUGACAAAACCAUGAAGGGUGAAGCAUUCCGCAAAUUUACUGAAGUUACCACAAUUACAAAUGCAGGACAAGUAUCGUUCAUCAACUGUAGUUUAACAAGUGAAAAACUGAAAGUAUUUAGGCAGGGAGCUGCUGACCGUGGCUUAAGAAUCAAUACUUUAUACCUAGCAGACAAGAUCAUGGAGCCAAAAGCAUUUCAUGAAUUCGCUCAAGUUGCCUCAACUGUUGAAGCAGGAAUAGUGCAGUUUGGUAUCUGUGAUCUGACAUGUGAAAAGCUGAAUGAAUUUGCACAAGGAGCAACUGAUUUUUCUUUGCAAAUCGAGAAAUUAACCCUAUAUGACAAAACCAUGAAGGGUGAAGCAUUCCGAAAAUUUACUGAAGUUGCCUCAAUUACAAAUGCAGGACAAGUAUCGUUCAUCAACUGUAGUCUAACAAGUGAAAAACUGAAAGUAUUUAGGCAGGGAGCUGCUGACCGUGGCUUAAAAAUCAAUACUUUAUACCUAGCAGACAAGAUCAUGAGGCCAAAAGCAUUUCAUGAAUUCGCUCAAGUUGCCUCAACCGUUGAAGCAGGGAAAGUAAAGUUUGGUGUCUGUAAUCUGACAUGUGAAAAGCUGAAUGAAUUUGCACAAGGAGCAACUGAUUUUGCUCUGAAAAUUGAUAAUUUAAUUGUAUCAGACAAGACCAUGGAGUGCGAAGCAUUCCACACAUUUGCUGAAGUUACCUCAAUUACAAAAACAGAAUAUGUUUUGUUUUUCAACUGUAGUCCAACAAGCGAAAAACUGAAUGCAUUUGAACAAGGAGCUGCUGAUCGUGGUUUGAAAAUCAAUUAUUUGGACCUUCAAGAUAAGACCAUGGAGUCCGACGCAUUCCACGAAUUUGCCCAAGUUGCCUCAGCCACUGAAGCAGCGACCGUGAGGAUUUGCAACUCUAGUCUGUCCAGUGACAAACUGAAUGCAUUUGCUGAGGGAGCUACAAAAUUUGGAUUAAAAAUCCGGACACUCAUUCUAGAAGAGGAAAAUCAGCCAUCUCAAAAUAUAGCAAGAAACCUCUUCCAGCUGUUUAGUAUUGUCGAAGGAAGACUAUUUCGUGACGGUUGGGAAAUUGACGAAUCAAGUAUUAGUGCAAUACAAUCGGAUGAGAUUCCGUUAAACAACGUAGUGAUGAUUCGCUCUAAAGAUGGUUUUUAGUCCAGACCUGUUUAGUCUUCACAAAUUCAACGCAUAACAAAAUCAAUCUCUGACUUCAGCAGACGAUCAAAUUGGGAAUAAAAGCAAUGUAAUGGAUGUCGUGACAAUCUUCUUUUUGAAGAAAAACUUAUAUUUUAAAUGUUAUGCAACAUACAAUAGAAAAACUGUUGAUAAUCAAAUUUAUAAUAAAUUUACAUCGUCAUA
Molecule: messenger RNA, 2411 nt
Organism: Styela clava
Lineage: Eukaryota; Metazoa; Chordata; Ascidiacea; Stolidobranchia; Styelidae
Source: RefSeq, a predicted model, not a curated record